CCUCCAUUUCUUUUCUACAGCCUUAACGUUUUAUCUUUUUUUCUCGCGACCCAAACACGAACCGACCUCGGCUCCUCUCCAUUCCCAUUUUACCAACUUGAAUUUUCCCAGCCCUCAUUAACUUAUCCCUCUUCGUUAAUUUUUCCCGUUCCUUUGUACUCGUUUUGCUCCAUUGCUGAUUGAUUCGCGCGCGUUCAUAUUCCGUGAUUAAUUCUUUGUUCAACUUUUUUUCUCCUCUCUUUUCUUCUUCUGUCCCGUUUCCUUCUGAUGUCAAUCCAUCUCUGCUGUUUCCGUUUCCCGUUUUGAUAUUUUAUAUCUCUGUAUCUCGUUUCCCUCUUCCAAUUCGCUUUCGGAGGAGCUACAGCUCGCUGAGAGCGCUUUCUUCCCCCCCUGCAAGGUAGGUAACUGAGCGAUGAUGAAUCAAGGAGUUAACGCCCAGACUGUUGCAGCCGCGGACCCUAACUCGCUUGAGAGCAGAUAUGCAAUUAAUGCAAGCCAAGGGCAGGCACAGUCAUAUCUUCCCUCAGCACCUGGGUCUGAGGCUGCUUCAUGGACAGUGCACAAGGUAGAGGGUUAUCUCUCACAGGAUGGAGUGCCAGCAAACGCCAGUUAUCAACAUGUUCAGCAGCCAGAGCCACACACACAAAAUGUUCAGGAUGGCUCAUAUGUGGCCCCCCUUUCUAGUUCCUCGAGUACGGGAACUGCUAGUGCACCACAAGACUACAAUAGUUAUACAUCAUACUCAAAUACCACAGAUCCUUACAGUGCAUAUUCAGGAUACUACAAUGGCUAUCAGCAACAAACUAACAAUCAAUACUCUCAGCAGCAACCCAACCCCUCGUACUCUCAGCCGGUAGAAGCAUAUCAAAAUACAGGUGCUGCUUAUCAGCCUAAUUCCUCAUUUCAGAAUACUGGGUCUUAUGCUGGGACUGCAUCUUAUUCAACCACUUACUACAAUCCUGGUAAUUAUCAGACAUCUGGAGGUUACCCAAGCAGUGGAUACAAUAAUCAGCCAACCGCUUGGAACAAUGGAAGUUAUGCCAAUUAUACAUCCUACCAGUAUCCAAAUUACACUUCAGAUACUUCAAGUGCCUAUAGUUCUGUUUCAGCGCCUGCAACUUAUCAGCAGCAAUAUAAGCAAUGGCCAGAGUAUUACAGUCAAACAGAAGUUACAUGUGCACCGGGAACAGAACACUUGUCUGCUGCUAGUAACAGCAACCAUGGGAGUUCACUUCCUACUGUCUCUGGUGGGUACCCUACACCUACCAACCAGAUUCAGCCUCAGUCACUGCCUCCGCCUCCACCCCUACCCCCUCCGUCCCUUACCCCUACCUGGAGGCCAGAAACCAGUUCAUCUGAACUGCCUUCCAUGCAGCCUGGAGGAGCAGCCAGUGGUGCUCAUGAUAAUUACUGGAACCAGCCGGCUCCAAGUUUUCAAACUCAUCUUGCUGCUCCUACUCAGCCAAUAUAUCAAAACUCUUUGGACUCAAAAACUUCUUAUGAAAAUUUUCAGGAACUAAAGACUGCUCCUCAAGGAUUGAAUUCCCAAUAUCCUGUUGUUCAUCAGGUGUCCCAGAAUUAUCAAUCAACUUUACCAACUGUUCCAUCAUUUGAUGCGCGAAGGGUAAGCAAAUUGCAGAUUCCAACAAAUCCUAGAAUUGCUUCGAAUGCAGCUCUUGGCAUAGCAAAAACAGAAAAGGACAGUUAUGCGGCCAAUUCAGCUCCGAGGCCGGCUUAUAUUAGUGUUUCUGUACAAAAGCCAAAUGACAAGAUGUCGCCAAAUAAUGCUGCUGAUCCUAUGCUGAAGCCUACCAUGCUCCCGAAGUCAUUACGUGGUUAUGUUGAAAGGGCUUUUGGGAGAUAUAAAGAUGACGAUGCUAAAAGGGCAGCUUGUGAAGCAUAUAUGAAGGAUAUCAUCACUGAAGCACGUGCUGAUGGUACACUUUAUACUAGAGAUUGGGAUAGUGAGCCUCUUUUCACAGUACCAGACUCUCUUUCCAUCAGCAAGGCAAAUAUACAAACUCCAACUCAUGCUUCAAUACCAAAUUAUAAUAAGAGUCCAGUCAGACGGUCUAAAAGCAGAUGGGAGCCUUUAGCCGAAGAGAAAAUGUUGGAAAAACCUGUUUCUGCCAGUAAUGAGAUUGGAAAAUAUGGUAGCUGGGACAGAAAGACUUUCAGUGGGUACUCUGCUACCAAGGAUAAUUCUCUCAGUAGUUUCAGAUUCUCUGGACCACAGCAGAGAACUCCUAGCAAAAGUGCCCAGAGGCCCAUGAAAAGGCAACGCAUCGUAAAUGGUACUGGUUUAACUAACAAUGAUGAUGAUGCAUCAAGUGACAGUGACAAGGAGCAAAGUUUGACAGCAUAUUAUUCUGGUGCAAUGGCAUUGGCUAACAACCCAGAGGAAAAAAAGAGACGAGAAAGUCGAUCUAAACGUUUUGAUAGAGGGCAAGGGCAUCGUCCGGACAUCAAUUAUUUCAAACCAAAAAAUGCUGGUCCUGCAAACUUGUACACCAGAAGAGCUAGUGCCUUGAUGCUUAGUAAGAGCUUUGAUGAUAGUGCAAACCAAGCUGUUGAAGACAUUGAUUGGGAUGCACUCACUGUUAAAGGAACAUGUCAGGAAAUUGAAAAACGCUUUUUGCGUCUCACUUCUGCACCUGACCCCUCCACUGUGAGACCAGAAGAUGUACUAGAGAAAGCUUUGUUAAUGGUUCAAAAUUCUCAAAAGAACUACCUUUAUAAGUGCGAUCAGUUGAAAUCCAUCCGUCAGGAUAUUACUGUACAGAGGAUAAGGAAUCAGUUAACUGUUAAGGUAUAUGAAACACAUGCAAGACUAGCAAUGGAAGUUGGUGACUUGGCUGAGUAUAAUCAGUGUCAGUCACAGUUACAGAUCCUCUACUCAGAAGGAAUUGAGGGCUGCCUCAUGGAGUUCGCAGCUUACAACUUGCUUUGUGUUAUCUUGCACUCUAAUAACAAAAAGGAUCUUUUGACGUCAAUGUCAAGAUUAACCCCAGAAGCGAAGGAGGAUGAUGCGGUGAAACAUGCUCUUGCAGUUCGUGCUGCUGUCACUUCUGGAAAUUAUGUUACUUUUUUCAGACUGUACAAGUCGGCUCCCAACUUAAACACUUGCUUGAUGGAUCUUUAUGUUGAAAAGAUGCGGUACAAGGCUGCAGUCUGCAUGUCCAAGUCAUAUCGCCCUACUGUUCCCAUUUCAUAUAUUGCGCAAAUCUUGGGCUUCUCUAAUGCUGCGGAUGAAAAUGGGGAGACGGAGUUGAGUGGGUUGGACGAGUGCUUAGAAUGGUUGAAGGCACAUGGUGCUAGCCUGAUCACAGACAACACUGGGGAGAUGCAACUCGAUGCAAAGGCAUCUUCUUCCACCCUGUACAUGCCAGAGCCUGAAGAUGCAGUUGCUCAUGGAGACUCUAGCCUUGCUGUCAACGAUUUCCUGGCUCGAACCACAUAAUGAUGCAGAAGGCUGAUUGUAGUUUCGCUGCAGGUAGCACAAGAAAUCGGUGGAAAAGAGCUUGUGUGUGUCCCUCCGACGAGUUCGAGAAAGGUAACCAUUUUUCCCACUUUCCUGAGAAUCUUGAAGAGGGUUAUGUUGAAUGGUGUACAAAAGGGCCGGUUGGCUCUGAGCGUAACUAGAUGUGUGUUAAGUUGAUUCGUUGUUAGUGAAGUUGUAAGAAGGUAUAAGGUAACAGAUUAAAAUUUCCAGGCAUAUACAAAAAGAUCGAUCUGUUGUAUUUUAUGUUGAUCCUUUGAAACACUUACCCGGAGGCACUCAGCUUCCAGAUUCCGUGAUGAAAUAAACCCAAAUUGUUCAUGAACGUACCAGUGAAGCUUUUCGAAGAACACGAAUCAAAUCCAUAGUUUGGAGCUGACAAAGAAUAGCAUAAACCGUAAAAUCCGCAGAUCGGAACCGAUCGCCGCCAUUUUCCCGCUCCCGGCUCAAUUUCGGAUCACAUUGUUCCUUCGUGGCUCUCAAUUCUUUCGCCGGAGACGACUCCGGUCAGACGCUGAUUUUCUCCUUCUCGUACUUCAAUGUACAACGCCGGCACCGCAGCCACGAAUUAGAUCUGGACGAGGACGAUCGACGGGGUGUGGUAGCUGAGCACGCUCUUCACCGUCGCCAGCUCCACCAGUAGCAGCGCCGCCAGCCCGAGAAACGCGAUCCGCCCGUUCAACCUCUCGCUGUGGCCUGUGAGGAGUGAAUCCGAAUUCCGCUUUCAAGCCUGCCGAGACCGGCUCCUUCAGCGGGACCGGAGGCAGGUAGUGGGCCGCGCCGGAGGAUUUCGAGGAGGCUCUCUGCUUUCUGGCCUUCCGCAUCUCCGCUUUCUUCCCCCGUUGAUUGGAUAAGGUUUCCUUCUCCCUCGUGGUGCUCUAUCCGUUUCUUUGUUCAACUGCGGGCGGGACUAUUCGUUUCUGUGGAGUAGAGUUUUCCCUUUCGGAACAUGUUCGUUGAGGUUUUGGGUCUAAGAUUCGGGAAACUUGGCCCAAUAAUAUGUAGCUGGACGAUCCAUUAAGAACUAGAUCCAGUAACGUUGGC
Molecule: messenger RNA, 4543 nt
Organism: Linum tenue
Lineage: Eukaryota; Viridiplantae; Streptophyta; Magnoliopsida; Malpighiales; Linaceae
Source: the annotation of a GenBank genome assembly